AUGAGGACGGGUUGGGACCGCAUCUGCAUCGCUGGAGGUGGGGGCUGUGAUGGUGAAUAUGGCGUUCGACAGGACGUUGUGAGCGUUUCGGCUGAUAGCAGAGAUUGUAGAAGUGGUUGUGGUUGUUGUCGUCGCGGAGGUUGCGGCAACAAUGAAUGUUGUAGUAAUGAGUAUGGGCGUCGACGACGCUGUGGAAGUUGCAGCAGGACAGUGGGGAGGCAGCAGUUGGGGUUGUGAGGCUGAUGGUGCAAUUGGUCCAGAGAUGUUCGGCUGAUUCGCGCACAGAAUGUUCGUUGACUGUGCGGGCAUAUCGAGUGGGUUAGGAGGUUGGCAUUGCGGAUAUGGGGCGCCUGAGACUUGCAAAUAUCUCUUUUGAUUUUGCCAGCUGCGAUUCCGUUGCAUUUAUUGAUUAUUAUUAUUACAGUCUUCACCGUUCUUUUCCAGGCCGGAUGGUUCAGUGCGAAGUAUUUCAGGUUUUCAGGCUUAUUUGUAAGCGUCUUAAGGGAUUUACCAAUGUGUUAUGAUAGCGUCGAGUUUGGCUAUCUUGUCGGCGAAAUCACCAUUGAAGUGUUAUUUUGGUAGUCGCCAACCCUUCAUCAUCACGAGAUUGCCGCUUUAGUUUAAUUUCAAUUGCCUCAGCUUGGCGCGGAUGCCGAGGACUCCAGUCCGUCUCAAAACUUUUGUACGGGGGAUCCUGUCCGGCCACCUCACGAUUAAUAUUCUUUAAAGACAUAGGAAGUGGAAGUCAUUGGGUCUCCGCGCUUGUAUCUUCUAGACUUUCAGGUGUUCGCACCAUACAGCAGCGUAGUCAAGAUGCCCGCUUAUAAAUCUUCCGUUUGGUAUUAACGUGAAGACCGUGGCGAUGACAUGCUACGUUUUACAGCCGGUCAAAUCGGUCAUUUGCGAUUUCACCAUACUGAGAUUUUUGAACUUUUGUCAGGCGCACCAACAUACAUUCAGCCUUAUUGAAAAUGUUACCUGCGAAUUAUAGACUUAAUAACAAAGCUACUGUCGAUGAAUACCGAUUAUUCAGUCUACAAAAGAUAGAUGGAACAACCCUCCCCCUAAACGAGAAUUUGCAUGAAAGAACAGAUUACUUACCGAGGCACAUGGGAAGCAACAAUUUAUACAUUUGCGGCUCAUUGUGAUAAAAUAUCCAUUGAUAUGUUAUACACAGUGUGCCAGGCCAAAGUUCAGAUUCUGAUUAAACAAUUAUGGGAUUAGGUGGUUACAUGGCCAAACACCACAUGGCAAUUUCUAACAGAGAAUGAAUUUGCCUGUGAUAGAGUGCAAUAAGCUAGCAGUUGGAGACUGCUCAGUUGUCUGAUGUUAGACUCUGUAAUAGAAACAUGAAGUUUUCGCUCGCAGAUUAUUAAAUAUUGGACGCUUCUCGUCUUCUCUUGUGGCCUCAGUAAUGCCGACAACUAUGGACUUCUGCACUGAUUGCAAUGAGUAUGAUAAUUAUGAUAAAGAUAACUUUAUUUAAUGCCAGUUUACAGGCAUUGUCAAGGGAAGAGUGAAACACAAAUCCGAUCAGCAGUGAAAAAACUCCUGAGGUAAAGGAAUAAUAAUAAUUUAUUUAAUGCCAGUUUACAGGAAUUGUCAAGGGAAGCGAUCAAACACAAAUCCGACCAGCAGUAAAAAAAAAACUCCUGAGGUAAAGAAAUAAAAAUAUAGUUGAUGGUGGUUUUUAUGGUUUGGAGGGUUCAAGAGAAAAAACUGCUGGUGGUAGAUUUUCGACCGCCAAGAAGGGUGAGGAGGGGGGAUUGCACGGUAUCGGAGAUUAUCAGACGUAAAUCCCUUUCAUAAAGUUGGGGAUAGUCAAAGUAGGGACGUUGAGGAACAGCUGUUGACACCGGCCAUAGUGUUAAGAGACCACAAACGCCAUCGCUACGGUACAGUCGAUCAGUGGAUUCAGCACCCAAAAUUUGUGGGAGCUUUUCUGAAUGCAAAAAUCGAGUAAUAGUCCUCUUAAAUAAAGGAUAAUUUUGCAGAGUUUUCACACUCAUGGGUAGUUUAUUCCAAAUAGCAAUUGCAUUUACAGAAUAGAACCGACGAUAUUUAAGAGUACGUGCCAAAGGCAGAAAUAAAAAGACCUCACGGUGACUGUUACGUCGGGGGUGUACAUGAUGUCUUAAAGAGGUGAUUGGGUUAAAUGUGUGAUUAUAUAAGAGUUUAAAAAACAAAAACAGUCCCUUUUGUAAUCUACGGAACCAUAAGUGAUCAAGGCCUGUAAGCCGGCAACGUUCUUGGUAAGACAAAUGUCGGUGUUCCGGGGUUAAAACUCUCUUUGUAAAAAAGUGUUGAACGGAUUCUAUUUUCUUCCGCUCAGUAGCAGGCAUGAGGCUAAAUAAAAACGAACAGUAUUUCAGGCCAGGGCUAACGUACAUGUUGUAAAGGCGCAUUCUGAUGUCCCUAGUUUUAAAAUUUCGGAGGAUAAACACGGUCGUCUUACGUGUUUUGGAGACUAUCAAGGCACAGUGCUCCGAGAGAUUGAGACUCUUGGAGUAUGAUACGCCCAGAUUCUUAAGAACUCCAGGCACAUUUAUGGCGUGAACUUCAAUACUUAGUUGAGGUUGGCGGUCGUCGCCAACCACCAUGACUGAGCACUUAUGCCAAGAAAGAGAAAAGCACCAUGUGCGGCACCACUGGGCGAAAGCCUGCAGAUCGCUCUUUAGGAGCUCGAGCACAAUGUCAUGAUCUGCCGGCUUAUAUCGAUAUGCAACUUUAAGAUCAUCGGCAUACAUGAAAGGCUUACCAUUCUGAAAUAAUUCGGGUACAUCAUUAACGAAAAGGCAAAAUAAAAGCGGGCCGAGUACACUACCCUGAAUGACUCCACUCCUCACAUAUGUGGGAUUAGAGAUGGCACUGGAAAUCUUAACUCGUUGUGUACGAGUGCCCAGGUAAGAGGAUAUAAAAUUCAAAAGUUUGCCACCUAUUCCGAAAGAGGACAGUUGCAAGAGAAGAAGAUCAUGGUCAACACGAUCGAAAGCCAUAGUGAAAUCGAAAGAUACUGUGUAAAGUGCAAAACUAUUGUCCCUGGAUUGUAGAACAUAGUCAAAGAAGGAUAGCUGACAGGUGGCACAAGGCCGAGCUUUGAGAAAUCCAUGCUGCGCCGCACUCAGUAGGUUAUUCUCUGUUAAGUGACACAUCAUCUUCUUUUUGAUCAAUGUCUCUAAGAUCUUCGAAACUGCGGGGAUGGUGUUUAUUGGCCGAAAGUAAUCAAAUGACGUGGAUUUGCCGCGCUUAGGAAUGGGCAUUAUGUAUGAUUCCUUCCACAAGGAAGGAUAAGUUUCACUUUCAAGAGCAACAUUAAAUAUCCUGCAUAAGAGGGAUGGGAAGAUCGUAUUUGCAUCGACUUUUAAAAUGCUUACUGGGACACCAUCAGGGCCCUGACUAUAAGACUGACGAAAACGCCGAAUCGCAAUAGUCACAUCCCACAGAGUGAAAGUUAUGGUUUCUACGACUGCCCCAGUCAAUGCCUGGAUGGUCGGAAGCGGAGUGGUCGAGUCUUCAAUAAACGUUUUGGACAGGAAAUCAUUAAAGCUGUCAGCGGUUAACCGGGCAUCAACUAUGGGAUUUCCGAGAGCGUCUCGGAGGGCGGGAUGCUCCGUCUUUCUAUGAGUUCGUAUUUUUCUAGAGAAAAGUUUCGAGACACUUAACGAAUGGUUUUCGGUAAACUGGACCUCUUCGGCUCGCUGUUUUUCUUCAGACAAUCUCUUAGCCCGCCCAAAAAUAUCACAAUCAUGGGCACGACAGAAACGUCGUUCUGAAGAUGGAAUCGAUGAUAAGUCUGCGCAAUCUGCGACGAAAGUAUAAGGGUUGAAAAACCUCAUGGCCGACAUUAUUAAUUUUCUUACGGAGGACAAAACGAGAAAUAAGCGUAUCCAAAAUUUCGUACAGAUUUGCAGUGCAAACAUUUACAUCCGAACUAGGGAAGAAAUCAGUUCAGUCGUAGGAAUUAAGGUGUGUUAAUAAUUCGGUUGAGCGAGUUAAUCGGUAAUCGCGGAAAAUGUUAUACUUUUGGGACAGCGUUUUGUCAGCCUGGAAUUCCAGCGUUGAAACAACUAUGUCAUGGUCUAAGCCCCCCAGUGGGCCUAGGGAUGACACUGACGAUGGCAUGCAGCCUCUACAGAAACUUAGGUCAAGUAUGCUUGAGUCUCGGGUGGGAAAAUCGACAACCUGAGUCCACAUCCCAACAUCCACAGCCUCAAGAAAGUCUUUGAACUUUCAGGGGCCUGAGGGCGGAGACCAGCGGACUUCGGGAGAUUAAAGUCACCCGCAACCAAUUGAUACUUAAAGCUUGAGUCGGCCGCAGCCUGUGAGAGUAAACGAUCAAAACUGUCGUUGACGUUGGGAGGGCGAUAGACGCAACCAACGAGUAAAGAUAACUUAUUUUUUAGGGCAACCUGGGGCCAGCAGUUGCCUUCUUCUGUGGAAAAAUGCGGGAGGUUAAGCGGCAAAAAUGUAAGUGUUUGCUUCACGUAGACGCGACUGCACCCCCCAUGGCGAUCUUGGCGAUCAUUUUGAAUGCACUUAUAGCCUAGAAGAGAGAGUUCGAAGUCAGCUACUGAGGCUGAUGCCCACGUCUCAGUUACUAAAACAAUAUCCGGACGAUGGACGAACACCACAGUCUGAAGCAAAGGCAUCUUAUUAAGCAAGCAUCUGGCAUUUAAAACAAAAAGCUUGAAGGGAAAGACUAUUAGUUUCUGAUGGAGGUGGGCUACAUCGUCCCGUUCAGGGCUGCCCACGGAGCAAACGGUCCGGAUGUAACCAUCCGGUUCGGCAAAAAAUUUUGUGACAUCAAAAAAUUCCGACGUGGAUAAUAAGGGGUAGGAUUUGGGGAGGAAAUGACGGGCAGAUAGACUGACAACCAUUGAGAGCUAACUCAUUUUCGGCUGGAAAUCCACGGGCCAGAUACUGCAGCACAUUCCCACCGGAACGAAACUGAGGAUCGGAUGAGUUAACUGAUCCAGUAUGGACACUAGCAUGAGGAAUACAUUGGUAUAACGGUCAUGGUGGAAACAAGUUAGGGGGUGGGGGACGCAUUGCUUCCAUUGGAGCAAGAGCUUUACUAAACGGCGGGAAAAUCGGCAUAUUCGGCCUAACUGCCUCGAUAUGAGGGCUGGGGGGCAUUUGCGAACACGCUACGUUUUGAGUCGGGGUAUUUGAGGCACUGUGAGCCGAUUGUGGAGGAAAAGAUUUUAUAAUGGUGCUGGAUUUUUCGGCUGUCCGAGUGGCUGAGACAGCAAUUGGAUUUGCCUUUGACUUAGACACAUGCUUAGGCUUACUAGGGGUUGCUGGGGGAGUCGAUAGAGGCGUGUUUAUACCAGGCGUGAUGGUGUGUUUAAAGAGCUAAGCAUUAAAAGUAGUCAAAUUCCCUACGGAAUUGUCUGUGCCGUGAUGUGCAGAUGGUGUUGUAGAGGACUUAUUCAUACUGACAGUAGGCGUCAUUAUCUUGGUGUUGGUUUUUGCCGAUUUUAGUUUAUUCAGUCUUCGCUGCAGGGGUGUGAGGUCUGGCGAAACGGAGCAGCGCCAUUUACAGCAGAAUUCUUUCGUUAUCUCCCUACUCGACAAGAUAAAAUCGACUUCUAUCAUGGAGAAAAGGGUAACUAGUAUCGGUGCAUUACGGCUAAGCGAACGAAGUCGCUUAGCUUAUGCGACACUGAAACUCAAGCCACAACUUUGUAGGAACAAAUGCGCUCCAUCCAUAGCAGAUAAGUGGUUCGGAAUGUAUCGCAGUACGAAUUUAUGCUUGCGUUUAAUUCUUUCCUCAGUUUCCGAACUGAUUACCCCAAUAAGUUUAAAAGCUCGUUCAAUUACUUUUUCAGAAGUGCUGUUUGUGUCGCCAUAAAUCAACUGAUCAAGUAUUUCGUCAGCUGAUGUCCUGCUACGACUAGCAGAGGCGUAUUUUUGGACGACUGAAGGGUCAAGAUGUUCUACAUGUACUAAAGGGAUUUGUGAGUUAAUCAGAUCUGCAGACGACGAAGAACAUAGGCUGGCACCUGCAAUGUCUUCAGUCUUGAUUUUAGCACCCAGAGACGGUGGUGAGGCCGCAAGCUUUCGCCUUUUAACACGUGCUCUGCGGGGCAUUACAGACAAGAUAAGUUUUUCGUUACAGUAAAAGGAGCAAAGCGUUGCUAACGUACAGAAAAAUGCACUGAAUAGCAAGUACUACUGUUAUUUUACUACGAAAACUAGAAAAAGAUAGUCGGGAAGGGAGUCACUACAGAGGUUUUUUUUUACAAAAUACGACUAUUUUGCCAGACUGUCAAACAAAACUGGGAAAAAUUAUACCUUGUUUUGAAAGGUGACUUUUAGAAGGGACUCAAAUAAAAAACAUGCAUAAAUUGCUUAAGAAUAUCCAAGCAAAUGCAAAGCUUCACUCAUCUUUGAAAUUGAACUGUGCGCCUUGACCUUUCGCCAUGUUCAUAGGGAAUUACUUCUCAUACACCAAGCAGGUAGAUAAAAACAUUCAGCCUGAUUGACUGUGACAGAAAGUUGAUGUCAUGUAGAAGACGCUGUUCGACUAGUACAGGACCGGUGGAAUCGUAAUGGAUCUCGCACAGCCUAUAAACUGGCGUUGCUGGAUGUUUUGCUACUUGACGCACCCACAAACGUAACGACUUGCGACAACGGGACCAACUUAAUUCAGUAUAAUUCAGUAUAUAUGAGGGAUAGAGGCAGAGCCUUGGAAAACCAUACUUACAGAAAGACGUAUGAAUAAAACAUGCAGAUAUUUAAAUGGCAGUUAUGACAGUCAUUAAUAUCAUGUAAAUGUUUGACCAGGAAUUGUGCUUACGAAGUGACCAUGGUGAAACUCAAAGGGGGAAGCAUCCAUCCAAAUAAGGUCGUGGUGUCUUUUGAUGUUACAUCCCUUUUUACUUCUAUUCCCCAGGACCUGGCGAUCGAGACAAUUGAGCUGCUACUACAAAGCAAAUACGAUGAAACGGAGAACCGGCUUGGACACGCCCAAAUCCUUCAGCUACUGAAGCUCUGUCUCAGGACGUACUUCACGUUCAACGGGACAAUCUACGAACAGGUGAAGGGCACACCAAUGGGUUCGCCGAUUUCGGGGUUCAUCGCCGAGGCAGUCCUGCAACGGUUAGAGUCGCUGGUCUUCCAACAGCACAGACCGAAAUUCUGGGCCCGUUAUGUGGAUGAUACCUUCGUCGUCAUCGAACGGGAUCAGGUGUUGACAUUCCGAGAACAGAGACCCAAUCUGUAA
Spirometra erinaceieuropaei is the source of this 7228-nucleotide messenger RNA. Lineage: Eukaryota; Metazoa; Platyhelminthes; Cestoda; Diphyllobothriidea; Diphyllobothriidae. The record is from the annotation of a GenBank genome assembly.